CUCCAUCAUCUCUGCUGAUCGCUCAGUGCUCGGACGUUGCGUUAAGGUGCAGACCCGAGUCCCGCUCUUGGGGGAAAUUAGAGGAAAAUCAGACGACAUAUACGUCUUUUAAAGGACAGUAUAAGACUAUUUAAGUUUAGACGACACACAAUUCACCGCAUUUGUGCAGUUGAUUUACAGUAAAAUGGAUCCAAUGACUCAGUCCGCCCAGAUAUCAUCGUCGCAGGGGUUUGCCGAUGGACAAAAUUCAGCUGCCAAAGAAUCAAAGAUGUCCGGUAAGCGAGACCUUCAUGUUAAGUUUACUGUGCCGAUUUUAAUUUUAACCUGAUGUCUUGAAUUGAACUGAGUUAAGCCUGUUAUAAGUCGUUUUAAAAAGGAUAGUGUCAUUGAAUUGCAUCAUGACGUAAAUUGAUAACGCAAUGAUUUAAGAUAGUAAUGUAGGAAUGAAUAAUUGUAUAUGUUCAGUUGCUUUUUACCUGUGUGUAGUUGUCUAAGCUUUUAUUAGCACUAAUAGGAAACACCUGUGGUAGCUAAUGAACAUAUCCGGACGCACGGCUGCCAAUCAAACCUUGUGUAGCGUUAGCUUAACCGCGCGGACCCACUGAAAGCGAACUGACGCGGCAGACAAGUCUCCCCCCGUUUGGAUGUGCAUUGUGAGCGGCAGGUUCGCCUCUCUAAGCGUGCUGGGAUACUAAGCGAACCAUGCCCCUUUUUAACAGUUUCCCCCAACAACAUGAUCGAAUCGGGCAUGUAAAGAAAACGCUAAUUGUAAAAUUGGGUGUACCCCUCCUAAUGGAAAGCUUUUUGGAUUGAAAAGACUCGAAAUUACGCCAUAAAGUGAGCAGCGCAGCUGGGCGAACUGGUUGCGUGAAGUGGGUCCGCGCCGUUAGCCUGCUGUCUUGUGUGGCGGUUACUCUAUUUAGUGGAGGAGACUAGUUAUAAAUGGCUUUAUUAUUAAGCGGAGGCUCGUUAUUGUAGUGCAUGCUUAAGACAUUUUUAGCCUAACAGUAAGCUAGAAUUAAGACAGCAGAUUUACAUAAAGGUACUUUACAAUUACUGUUAUUUUAUUUGUGUAUUAAAUCAUGUUUUGCAAGGCUAAAUUGGAUUAAAAAAUGAAAUUACAGCAAACAUGCGCUGCCCACGACCUUUAACCAUAGCCGAAUUGAAGCCUGUAUCCUAAAGACUGUUAAUGUAAUCUUACAUCAUGCUGUACGCGGCGGGCAUGUUUGUUUACAUCUCUAUAAAGAGGAUUUCACAGUUUUAAUCAGGACAUUUGGUAUGACAAAGCUUGAUGAAAUGUUGCGAUACUCUGCACUGCAGAGGCAUUGUUACUGGGCCAGUGCCAGUGAAGGGAGGACCUCUUAAAGGCGCAUUGCUCUUUUUGUGUCUUGAUAAUAGCAUUAGUCCAAGAACAAAAAAAUCAAUCCUUAAGAGCUUCAGCAGAAAUAUCCUUUAUGUUUAUCUAAUACUAUCCCCUUCUAGGUUUGUAUGGAUUUGACAUUUUCUACAGUCUAGACAAGCCCAAUUAACACAAAGGAGCAGUGUUGUCCCCCACCAUCGCAGCCUUAUUGUCAGGGUGCUUGUGUAUUAUAAAGAGGGAGUGGCAGUUCCAUCAGUGUGUGUGUUGCAUGUUUGUGUGUGAGCUGAGCAGUCUGAUUUGAUCUACGCCAGCUACUACAUGUGAGCCACCCGCCUUCAAAGCCAUCUCCUCUUAAUCAAAAGGAUUGUGGGAUUUGGAGAAUUACAGCACAUGUGGUCAUGGGCGUCAACUGGAUAAGGAAAGGCAUGGCGUAUCACGUCUCACUGAUAGUUGUUAUCACAAAAAGGAAAGAGGGGAAAAUGUAUUAUCGUCAUAUCUGCAGAAUAUCAUUGAAAGUAAGCAUUAGAGCAUGUGGGAACUAAAAUCAUAUGACCAAAGUGCCCAUAUAACCAUAUCCCAAAACAAUGGAUAAGCCUAUCAGCCAAUAUCCUGUUUUGCUCCACUUUGUUCUGGUAAAUUCUCAAAUAAUUUGCAAAUUUGGGACGUUUGGUGCAUGAUUAUGUGACGCACUGAGUUUUCUAGAGCUGGGGGUUUGUUUACAAGACAGUUUGCAGUUUUGAGACUUCUACCAUUUAGUUUAAUUUAAGGUUAUGCUUUCAUACAUACUGGAUGGUAGGUAGUGUUAUAACCCUGUAUUGUACAUUUGGUUUUGCAGUUCUGUUGCCACUGCAAAGCCUUAUUUUUCUCUCUAGAUACAUCUGCAGGCUGAGUCGAUGGAAGCUUAUGUGAGUGUUUUCUGCUUCCCACCUCCAUCUAUAGUUUCAGUGGAAAGUCAGAAACAGAGCUGUGGAAAUAAAUAGUUGUCCUGCAGCUCUGACCGGACAGAUCAUUGUUAUAUUCCCUGAAAGAUGACAGAAACCUGAGUCAUUCCUGCUCUGCUGAGUCACCUAAAGAAAGGGCUUUGGGACAUAGAGUCUGCUUCUACAUCAUAUGGAAAGACUAGACACUGGAUAUGAUCAUCCUAUCAAGAAAUACAAAAGAAAAAUCAGCUUUUUUAGUGUUCCUGAGUUAUAAAACCAUUCUGAUAUUUUCUUGGCAGUUUGUUUUGAAUAAACCAGAGGUUACAGAUCAAGAAUCCUUAAUUCUCCUGUGCUUAUUAUGAUAGUUAAGUAAGAGGAUACCUGUUUGCCCCUUUCAUAAAAUCCUGUUUCUGCAGCUCAACCUUUAACAGAACACCAUCAAACAGCCUCUAAAUGUUUAAUGUUACUGGUAUGUAGCUACCCAGGCAGAGACUUCCUUUUCCACCACAUGGCCCCGCCCUGGUUGGAGUAGUUUUCAUAGUAACCUACACCCAUGCGAGCAGAUGGCCUGGCCCACCUCUCCAGCGUCUGUAACCAAGCCCAUUCCACUUGACUGAUGAGUGACACGAGUCACAAAGGAAGUGGCACACUUCAAAAUGAGGACCUCAUUUCUCAAGCUGCAUUACAUCAGAGAUUCAGGGGAAGUUAGCCUCUUGAUCAAUCCAUGUAAUGUUGCAUCUAUUAUUGAAAGGAACUCUAUCAUACAGAUACUUAAUGUGGUAAUCCUAGUGUUGAAAACCCGCUUUUGUAGAAUUUAAUUGCACCAAUACAAUACUUCACCUUGCAGCAUAGGAACUAGCCGUAAAGGUCCAACCAAGGACAAUACUUUUUUUACCUGAUACGGCGACAAUGUCACAUGUUUCUGAGAACCACCAGGCUCCAUUUACAAAAACAGAAAUUUUACCUCUGUGUUUCAGCUAAGGAUAGGAAUCAAGAAGUGGUAACAACUAGUUUAAACCAUCAGCAUAAUUUGCCGCUAUGCUCAACAGUUCCCUUCUUGCGCCUUCCAUGAAAUUCUGCGUCUCUUGCAAAAUGAUUACGUGGCGCAUCAUGAUAGGUAAUUAGCACGAACGACCACCAAGGAGUCUAGGAAGUGGACAGAGGACAGAGACAAACCAAAUGUAAAUGCUGCAUGUAAAAAUGUUGGAUUAAAAUGACAGAGCAGGAAGAUGCACCCACUUUGUGUAAAAUCCACUCAUUUUGUGUGUCUGUAAUACUCAGGAACUGUUUUAUCCUAUGGAGAAUCUAAUUUUAUAGACUGCCCAGAUCCAGUUCCCCAAAAACAAAGAUAACCUGUGACAAUUUAUACCUAAAUUUAUGAUAUAAAUAAUGUCAUUCUAUUGUUAGCUGACUACACAAGCUAGAGGCUGCCAUCUUUGUUUUUGACUGUUGACCAACUAGAGGCUGUACCCAUGGUGAGACCUGUAGCAAUCCAGUCAGAAGCCAACCAACCCCAGUUAAAGCAAGUUGUAUGAAAAUUAUGCAGAAAUGGCAAUAUUAUAUGAAAAGCACAUUUUAUUAUAGGUAUGGUCAGCAUGUGUUAACGUUGAGAAUUAAAACAUAGAACAUGAACCAAGAAAGCAGACGGCUAACAAAAUCAACACUCCGCGAUGCAAACAGACUGAAUAGUUUCACACGUUCCAUUGAUUUCUCAAACGCCCAAAACACAUUCAGCAGAGCACUCAUUAUUUCAGGAGAUAAAAUUCCUGUUCUUAUCAGAGCAUUGUGCUGUCUUUGUAGAGAGUGACGUAACAGCUGUUUCCGGUUACAAAAGUCAUCUUCCGCUUCACCUCUGCAGGGAUCCUCUAAUGAAGUCAGACUCUAACAUAACACUUAGUCUGAUCAAGCGUUGAAGUGCGUUAAAGUGAGACUAUUAUCAGUCAGAUCCUAGACAGAAAUGUUUCCUUGCUCACCCCUCCCUUUGGCAAAGCUACAGUGGCUUUUGAGGACAAGAAGCUCCUGUUAUGAUGAUUCAUAAGUUGUCAAGUGUUUAGCAGGGAUGGGGAUUGAUAGAUGUUGAUAUGAUCCAAUUUCUUCAUCAGGCUCCUCGUCAGAUCUUCUGGAUAUCUGUGUCAACUUAGGACAUAGUAUGUACCUUCACUGCUCUGUCAGGAGGCUUCAGCUACUUCGGCUGCUUCACUUAAGCUUCUGAAACUUCUUAAAUUUCCUUUCAUACCAAAUCUGUUCUUAUGCUGCUGAACCUUUUAUGGUUGUUUUCAGUCUUCUGGAGGAACUCUCAAACUUGAUGUCCCUAAAAGUCAUGUCGACUCAAAGUAUGCAGACAGAAAUCUGGCUCAGAUGGAGAAAACAUCAUUUUUGCUUUAGCUCUUUGUUGUUUUUCUGUAUUAUGUUUUCAUAAGAUCAGACUUGUUGUGUACUAUUUUUGGACCAUCAGUUUGUUUCAUUCUGACAGGAGGGUUUUUUUUCGUAUUUUUUUUGCUCUGAUGUAACACGAGUUAACACAAAGUUUUGUCAUUUUUCUGUGUUGACACGACUUUAGUGCUGAGGUUAGCUGCACCAAAAACUUAUUUAGCACCCACUAUCUCUGAUACCCCUGCAAUCUGACGUUAGAAGAUGAGCUCACUCUUCAUCCUCGUGGACGCGUACUUGAGUGAAGUUGACGGGCAUUUGAUUAUUGCUCCGUGUAAACCGCAUGGAGGUGAAGCUUUGGAGAACACAGAGUUCUUUCCACCUCCCUCCCUCCCUCUCUGCACACGCCUUGCCAACUCACCCUCCUCCUCCUCCUCCCUCUUUCACUCCCUGCUGGAGCCGACCGAAUCACUGAGGUCACACAGGCAAUCAGAUCGCCCUGAGGGAGGGAGGACAGUCGGGAUAUCUGGAACACCAGGGCAGAGAUGGCAGGCGGUGCGGCUGACCCACCCUGCACCAUCACUUCCUGUCAGGGAGGAGCACGAGAGGCUCGGAGGGGCUGCAUGGGCAAAACUGACCUCCAGUUACAGAUUUAACGCAUAACAAGUUAGAGCUCAUUUAGAUGGUCUAACCUGUGUCCCAGAGUCCAAAAAGCGUCUGAUCGACAGAUUUGACACUUCCUGUGGUAAAGUGUGUUCAGCAGAGGGAAGACGGCUGCUUGCUGGGCAAGAGUACAACGUGUGCACAAAACCUGAGCCACUGCUGGCAAUCAUGUGUUUUGAAGAACUGUUAGUAAAUGUAUUAAAAAUAUAGUUAAAAGCCGUUUCUUUCAAGUAAUCAGCCCCUCUUUAAGGACAUUGGUAGCUGCAGGUAUUAUUGGGUAACCCUGAGUCUCAUUCACCAAUAGGGCUGCCACAAAGGAUUAUUCUGAUAAUUGACACAACGACAAUUAAUUUUGUGAUUAAUCGAUUAAUCGAAUCGUAUAUUUUCAAAUUUUGCAUUUGCAUUUGCAAUCUCAAUGGGACCAACCUGGUUAAAUAAAGGUUUAAAAAAAAAUAUAUAUAUAUAUAUAUAUAUAUAUAUAUAUAUAUAUGUAUAUGUAUAUCAUCGUCCGUGUUUUAAGAGAAAAAAUAAUCCGUCAAUGUUUUCAAGAAAAUCAAUUUAUUCACCAAAAUUGUCUGGUCCGCCAUUUUUCUUUGCAAGGAACAUGUGAGACGAGAGGAUAUAUCUGCAGAAUGACUAGAUACAUUGCCUCCCUUCAUUUAGCACAUAUGUGUCAUAUAAAAAGAUGUUUAUAAAUCCACGAUUUAAAAGUAGCCAACUCUUUUUAGUCAUGCAAGUUUGGUUUAAAUGCAAAAUUAUAGCUUUUGAUAUAAGCACUUGGAUACGAAUGGAAAAAUACCAGAGUCAGAUGAGAGCAGGGGUGUUUCAAAGGGAUCAUUGCCAAUUUGCUUAAACAUGAAACAAUAUCACAACUGAUCCAAGAAAACCAAACUCUCAGGAAGUAGUCCAAAUUGAGCACAGUUUAUUUACCAAAGUUAAAGAUGGGACUAGACUAGACUAGAAUAGACUACAGUAGGUAAACAAUGUCAGUGAGUUAGUCGAGUUCGCAGUAUCAUGCGCGGCUGGUGUCUCAGAGCUUUAAUGGAGUGGUUCAGUCAGACACUUUUUCCGGAUGAAUAUAUUAAUGAACUACAUGAUGCUCUAUGCCAGCAAUUCGUUCGCCAUAAAUACUCAGAAUGAAAUGUAGAGAGGCAAUUGACGCCCGGUUCUCCUCCCGAAAUGAGUUGAUACAGGCUUCCACGUUAGUAAUGGCAUUAGCCAUCGCUGUCAUAUUGUUUGCAUUUGCAUCGGUUUUUUGCUAACGCUAUCCGGGGAAUCCGAGUUGUUUCUCCCACUCUGUUGUUUGGCCGGUUUGGGAGGCAUUUGUCCACUUGUGAGGCAAUAAAGUCACGUAGUCUGUGUUCCCAACGAAGUCUGAGCGGUUAUAACAGGGGUAGGCAAUUAUGUGCCAUGGAGGGCCGAGAGGCUGCAGGUUUUCUUUCCAACCCCAAACUCCACCAGGUGAUGUCACUGAUUAGUCCCUGUUCUCUGCUUGGAGGUAAGGUAAUCAGUGAAAUCACCUGGUGGAGUUUUGGGUUGGAAAGAAAACCUGGCCCUCCAUGGCACAUAAUUGCCCACCCCUGGGUUAUAAGCUCCAAAAUGUAAAAAUUUAACUGAACUACAUGAUGCUGUCCGUGCAUUUUUACAUACAGGUAUAAUAAAAUAUUCUACAAUAACAUCAUGUAGAUGUUGACUUGAAGCUGCUUCAUAAACACACAGACCGCAGGGAAAGGUGUGUUUGAUUUGUUGUUCCCAGAUGUUAUUCUACCAGGAUCAGACAUGAAGUUCAGAGUCUCUGCUGCUGUAAACAAAUGUAACUGGAGGUAAAAUGAGGAUAGAGUUCAUGAGUAGAAGUCAGUUACAAAAUACUGUAGGUGUUUUGUUCCUCCAGUCCUCUAGUGUGAAAGCCCUGAUGGCUUUAUACAUGUGCUGCAGUGGCAUGCCCUUAUAUGGGCAUUGAAGGUGCAUUUUCCUGUGCUAAUUACAGAAAACUGGCACAAAUCUCAAACUGAAGAGGACUUAGCAUUUACCAGUUUAAUAACACAGGUGUGAACAAGUCUGCAGUUUAAGAACAGGUUCAUGAAUCUGGCUCGGACUCCGUAAAAACAAAAUGUCAGUGAUAACGAGGCCUCUUUGUUUUAGUUUAGGAUUCCUUCAGUCGUUUUUCAUUAAGGAGGGUUUUGUACCCAUAUCAAACCGUCUAACAUUAGCCCAUCUCCUCUUCUGUAAAACUCUCCAUUAAAACUCGCAUUAUUGCAGUUUUAUUCUAAAACCGGUCUGUCUGAGGGUCUGUCUGAGACUCCUCUGGUGCUGCUAACUUAAAGUCAGCCUGUCUUUCUGAAGAUGAAGACUUGUAAAAGUAUAUAAUCCACCUCCUGUUCAAUAAUAAUAAUAAAAACCAAGACUGAAACAUGAACCCUGCAGCACUGACAUCUUCAGGUCCUUCAGCCCUUUUUUGCACAUUUGAUCAGUUCAGCAAGUACCAGAUUUUUGAGCCUGAAAUAUAAAGCUCUAAAGUCCUGAAAAAAAUCAGCUGUAAGCUAACAUCAUGACAGGACAGAGAAAUUUGUGACUGAACCUGUCCACGCUAACAAACUCUGCAUCUUUUAUAAAUAUUAAACUUUUUGCAUUUCCUGAGGCGGUGACAGGUCAAACGUGGCUCUCAGUUUCUAAAGUAUAAUAAUGUAAUGCAGCUUUGAAUCAGAUAAAUAUUCUGCACAGCUCCUCUCACUGGCUGCACAGUCUGACAUUUAUACUAAUUUCUGUUUGUAUUCAUGUAUGCAGCUUUGUUUGCUGCACACAUUCAGAAAUGUGCCUGCAACUUCUUUUUUCAAUUUGAAGUAUUUUAGACAUCCCAGAUGUGCAGGUUUGUCAUUAUUGAACGCUUGUUAUUGUACCAUGUUGUUUAUUUUGUACUUUUUUAACUUGACCUGCAGACCGAUGAAAGAAAUCAUAUUGUGCAGGUGGAUAUUUCUCCUCUUGCAGCCGUCUGCCCUGACUAUCCAGAAAUACCAGCGAGCCCCACUCUAGUGUGGUUUAAUAAGUGAAGGUGUGGUGUGUGAAAACGGCUAAAAGUCUCCGAGAAGGAAUGCUGCAGCACGAGGGCACGCCAACCCUAACCUGCCCACCCGCCUACCGCUCACUCCAGCUGAGCCAAAGUGAAGAGAGACGCCACCCGCUCCUCCCUGAGCAAACCUGAAACUCUCAGACGUUCUCAGUCCUUACCCAUGAGUCAACAUUUUUCUGUCCCGGCAUUCCCAACCCGUCUGGUGACAACGGAGAAUGAGGCGUGACCUCGUCCUUCUCUCGCUGGAGGCCGUCAACAGAAUCUAUGAUGUCUGAAAGUAUGUGCAGAGUAACAUCCGAGCCUCGUGUCCUGCUCAUCUGAGCAGCAGGGAUUUACUCUGUGAGACACCAGAGCUCUGCUGACAGGUUACACUGAUGUGGGGCGAUAAGGACCAACACUGCAGCUGGUGUUCCUGUUCACCCUGCGGCUGAGAUCAGGCCUGGAAAACACGGCAGUUAAAAUAAUCAUAUGUAGUCUUGGGAUUCCCCUCAAAAGAUAAAUGUGGGGUUUCAAAAUUGCAGACCACUAUCUCUGGGCAGGGGUCGACCAAUGUGGCUUCUCGGUUGCCACAAGGCAGGUUAGCCAAUGGCCUUUAUAUUAUGCUUAUAUUUUUGCACUUGAUAAAAUAAUAAUUUUACAUGAACAGUCUUGUACAGUCUGAUAUUCAGUUAUCCUCACCAGAAACACAUCUUUAAUUGACUCAUGGUCAAAAAAAUACAUUAGACUUUAUAUUAGAGGCAGUUUUAAGCUCCAUUAUUUUGUAUGUUAUAGCAGAAUAUGUACAACUGUUAAACUUGCUGUCCUUUGACACACGUUUCAAAGGGCGCUAAUGUUGCUCAACAUUAGCCACACUGACAAGGCUGCCUGCAGAUAGUCCUUUUUUCUAAUCUGCCUCAUGAGCCCAGAGAACAGAGAAUGCUGAUCGUUUCAAAAAGGUCAUGAAUCAGCCUGACUCAUCAGUUAAUCUUAAAGGGUCCACAUGACGUAAAGGUAGAAACAUUCAGUCUUUGAGGGGCGAGUAUCCAAACUCGGUUCUCGCAGCCAGAAGUUCAUGAUAGUUACUUUAAGUGUCUGAUAACGUUACAAAAAAGGAUCCCAUGCUGUAAAGAGGCGUACAGAAAUUGCUUCAGCAGGUGGAGAUGAACAGCUGAGAAUGCAGGGCCACUUUCUUGCACAUUGACAAAAAUACCUCCACAUUGCCGCUCAGUGUUCUUGUUGGGCCUGUGAGCUGUCGUCGUACUUGAUGCAUCAUUGUUUGUCAUAAAUAUCUUCAAAAUAUUUCAUUACUGCAGGCACUGAUAACUUUCUCAUCUUGUCUGCUGAUACUGAUAUCCCUAAUUCUUGUGUCAAACCCUCCAGACUCCACCGACAAACACAGGAGCUGGUCUGAUGCUGCUUCUGCUGUUUGUUUGUUCUUUAUGCUUCCUGUCACCUCGGCUGUUUGAAAUGGUUACGACAUAAUGUAUUUAACAUAAUAUAAUGCAGGUGCUUGAACAGGUCCAGGCAUCUGACAUUAGACAGGUAGGUCCUGUGAGGUGGAGUUAGUUUCUCAUGACUGUUUUGAUCUAAAUACUCGUCUAACCUUUAAUGGAGGUUUCUGUCUGUAGGGAUCCUGUUAUCAAGUUGUCAGACGGUUGAAAUAACUUUUUUUUGCAACUGAUUCAUCCUGAAAGGUUGUGACAGUUCUCGAAGGUCGUUUCUUAACCUGAGAAAUUCCAAAGCUCUUUGUAGAUAUUUGUACGGUGGCCCUGAAGGUCAACUCUUCAGAUGUCUUGGGACCACAAAGCACAUUAGACUGAGUGCAGAAAACUUUUCACAGAACACAGAUUUUCAUGAAAUAGCAAAAGAAAUUCAUGGAUCAUACAUAUUUUGUAAAAAUGCAAAAAAGUUUCAAAGGAAAAAAAAUACUUUAAAACCUGCAAUAAAGCGAAAUACAGGAACAAUUUUGCAACCACAAAUGUUUCAUGGAAUGAAAAUACUAAAAUGUUUUUAAUAAAACUGCAAAAAAACUAAAAAAAAAGUUUUGUUUUGUGCAAAUUUAUGAACGUUUGCAUGUUUAGUUAAGUAUUUGUCUUGUUGGACUUUUGAAUUCUGGUAAUUUUUUUUGUUUUUCCGUAUUUUGCUUUUCUGAACAAAUUAAAUGAGUUCAUUGUAAAGUUCUUUUCAUUUGCUUUUUUGAAAUAGUUAGUGAAAUACUACAUUAAGUGGGAUGUAGUUUUGGUUUCCAGCGAACUGGUUUUUGACCUUCAGGGCCACCGUAGCCUGGUUAUCCUGACCCAGUGUUGGCCCUGGACCACAUUGAUGAGGAGUCUUAAGUCUUUGUUUUUCCGCAGGUUUUUGUAGUUGUAAAAUAACCUCUGGGGUUAAGUGCCGCUGGUCUUCAGCUGUAGUUUGUAGAAGCUCUUCUGUUUGCUGAUAGUAACUGAGUCUGUUUGCAUAAGCCAACUGUCUUCCCUGUACUGAAAUGAUAAGUGCAUGUGUUAAAGUGAAAAUAGGUUUACAUUAAGAGCGUCUGCAUGGAGCAUCUCUGUGUCUGUGGUCUGAAUUUUCAGUAGAUUGUGUAGUUUGUAGAGUUGUUAAGGCUGGAUAAGGUAACUCUUGAUUGAAAUGCCUUUAUUUCAAUGGACUCAGCGGAUAGGACGACUUCUUCUUUUUCUCCUUCUUUUUCUAGGAUGAUCAUUCUUCUGUCCUUUUUAUUUUUUCAGAUUGCUUUCUUUCCUCUUCGCCUGUAUCUCUCAUUCAGUCUCCUCAAGGCAAGUGUAUGGUUCUCUUACGCUGCUCGCCUGCUCUCUCCCUCUCUCCUCUUCUCCUCUCUCGCUGGCCUGCUGCUGUACCGCUCUUCUUCAUCCCUCUUUUAUUUCUGGUGCCCCUCUCCUGCUCGUGUGAGAGUCCAGUGAAAAUAGAGCGAGGCUGCAGAGAACAGAGACGACUUAGCUAGCUCCCAUCCUAACUCCAGCUCGACCGCUCUUCACCCUCCCCUCCUCCUGCCGACCUUGCCAUGCUACUCCAUCUGUCUCCAACACUGCUGACUGUCAGUUAGCCAGUUAGCGCAGCAGCUCCAACUGUCUUCAAUGACAUAUGGCUUUAGUAGAUUUCUUCACCAACCCCCCAACAACCCCUGCUGCAACUCGAGAUGAAACCUCUCUAGCAUGUUCUAAAAACAGCCUUCUUGACCUAUUGACAGAUUUUUAUUGUUAGCUUAUUGUGCGUGCUGCAGGAGACGUGUCUGUGCGCAGCAGCAGAAGCUAAACUAACUGAAUCCAGGGAGGUAUUUCCACAUGUUUUUAAUGUUUCCUCAGAUGUUGUUAUUGAUUUGAAUUGGCAUUAGCAGCUAAUUAUCUCCUUUAUGUUUGCUAAAGAAUUAGCCCUGUAAAACCUGGCCUCAGCAGCUGCCAGCAAUCCGAUCCGUUUCAGUCUUUACCUCGUGCUGUCGAGCAUUAUUUAGGUCAGCAGCACUUGCUGUAGGUUCAAGAUAAUCCCAAGAUUGCCACUUUAUUUUAAGAAAGCAGAGAAGUUCAAGUUCACAUUGUGCGCACAAGAGCAGAAUCCUAAAAAUGGAUCCAGGUCCUGCGGGGACGGUCCUACCUUCCUGCUGCCCUAAUAUCUGAGCCCCUGAGCCCAAGUAGCAACCGGGCCCCUUUGAGGAUGAGUGGCACUGGAGAUAUCAUCCACCACCCAGCAGCCUGGGCCUGCCACCGCCUGUGGCUGCUCACCCGCCCUCCACCCCACUACCUGCUUAUGGCUUUGUAGGCUUUAUGCAUGUCUCAUCCUCGCUUUAGCUUUAGGUUUUCUUUCUCAUUCUUAGACUCUGUUGUGCUGUGGUUUCUGAUUUUAGCCUGAAAUGUUAGAGUAGGAUAGGUAAAGCGUAGGAUAGGUGGUAUCCCUGUGGCACAGAGCCACAUAUAUGUUGCAACAACCCAACCUAUUGACUCUAUAAGGGAGGAACAAAAGUACGUACGUGACUGCACCCUGUGGAAUUUGAACUCCUCCUGACUCAUCUGCUUCCCAUCCAAGAUAUCUGACUUUGCUUAUUCAGGACAAUGUUCUAGCAGUAAAUCAAUUCUGUGAGUUUCAACACAAACACCUGCAUUAUUGGACUCCACAAAACCUGGAUUUACAUUCAAAGUCUAGUCACUUUAUUAGCGUAAAAGAGGCAAAGCAGCAAAAGGAUGUUUUGAAUCAGUCAGCGUAAAAGACCCCAGAGCUGGUUUGCUUAUUGUUAGAGGGAUCACAGUGGUCUUAGAUUACAAGUACAGAUGAAAGUCUGCCAAGUUUUCUGGGUCGGUAAAGAUCCUUCAGUGUCCCAAACAAAAUUUAAUCUCAUAGGAUCCAUUUUCAAAAACUGUAAAAACAGAUAACAGGGAAGAAUUGGUAGAGUGACUUUUCAAAGAAGUGGACACAAUGUUGGAUGGAGCUGUGAGCUGAGCUGCCACUGGCAUGUUUGUAGUUUCCUGGUCUAUUUCAAGGUCUACUUUACACAAAGACAUGAAAACAAUAAAUAAAGCAGUUUCAAAUUUAAUAUUAGUGUUUCAGGGGGCUGCAAACUGAGCUGCCACCAACUUAAGCUACCUGCUCACAAAAAUGCGAUAUUUGGAUGAAUUAUUGUAAUAAAUUAAAGGGAAAAGAAGGUGGUGAUUACUAAUGAUAGAGCCGGUGAUUAAAAGAGGGAAAAUGAGUGUGUGUCUACCCUUGAGUGGACACUCAGAGGGGCUGGGGGCCGAGUUGCUGUUGGCAUGUUUGUUGAUGCUUUGUUUAUUCUUAGGUUGGGAACCGGUGUUGACAGUUAAAUUACAGAAGUCUUCUCACUCAUGCUGAAGAAAAAAGUAAUUAAAUCGAUGAGUUAAGCAGUUUGAAGUCAGGCUUUGGGGGCUGUGAACUGAGCUGCCAUUGUCCUAUGCCUGCUUGCUGACUGAACUCCUUCCUGAAAACUUUACUAUAAUAAUAUUUAAAAAAAAAAACAGUGACAAAACUUUUAACAUUUUGAUAGUUAGGUGCUGAAUCUAAAAAUAUUCUGGAGCAAUUCUUGUAGAUUUGUAUUUAUUUGAUUUAAACAGCAACAUUUCAUAAUUAAGUGAAACUCUGGAGGUUUUUAGAACAUUUGUGAUAAAACAAACCAACUCAAAGGUCUCCUGGCUGUUCUUCUGAAGAUUUCCACUAAUGUUAAAAUCAUCCACCUCAAUGAUAUGAUCUUCUCUUGACAUUUUUCUAUCACUUUCCCCAGCUGUCACCAAGUAGGUUUUUGCUGAAUGAUUGCCAUACCAUAGCAUUAAACAAAGUCACUCAGCUUCUGCAGAGAGCAGCAGAUUACAUAAAUCAGACGACUAAGAGCUCUCAGGACUGAUCUGGCAGAUGGUACAUGACUAGUGGCCAAUUACAAAGCAAAGUUGUUGACAGUUUUAUCUGCAGCAUGUUCAUAAAGUCACUCCUGGAUUAGAAUAGUCUCUCUGGAGUAUCUUUCCCUGCUUAUAUUCUCCAAGCAAAAGCUGUUUUGGGAAUUUGUUUACAAAGCCUGCAAAUGACUACAACGCUGCUAGCGAGUUGGAAAGUCCAUUCAUGUGGCCUAGUUUGAACAAGGCAUUGUAUUGUGGAGCAGGGGAGGUGGCUGUCCUGUGUAAGACAAAGUGGACCAGUCAGUGAGGCAUCUGUGGAAAAAUCUGUGUGUGCACAGUCUCAGAGCAAACAUUAUUGGGCUCAAUCAAAAUAGGACAAACCUUAACCUUAAAUAAACUAGAUAAAACCAGCAAAUCCUGAUGGGGAGUGCUUGUUGAGUGAAAGUUAAAUCACAGUUGGUAGUGGGUGUGCAGAGGUUGAGCUGAGGCACUUUAGCUGCCUGACAUAAUGGUUCAAUGUGGGUUUGAACAUGACAUUGGAGAUCAUUGGAGCUGAAAGGGAUUAUGUGAACAUCUUUGGCCUUCAGGUUCUUUGGGGCCCCAAAGCUGGGUAGAGGGGCCCAGUUAUUGAUGAAGCCAGAGAUUUUGAUUUGACAGUUUUGGAGCGGGAUGUGGACGACAGCUCUGUUUCUUUUUGUGACAUAAUUGAGAUUUCCCUUUUAUUUAUUUACUUUGAAAACUUUGGACCAUCCUUUUUAACAUCCUGUUAAAUUUUCAGGGCAGAAUUUUUGAUCCAAAUAAAACUUGAGUUGGAGUGACGCCACAAAGUUGUUUCUGUAGGGACAUUUCGAGGCUUAAUGACACAGGCUCUCCUGUUAGUCAACUUAGUUGUGCACCCGAUAAUGCAAAUUUUUGUCCAACUCUUAGCCUUAAUAUUAUCCCUUUUUUAUUUAAAAAAAACAACAACAAAAAACUCAAACUACACUUCAACUACAGCGUGUCUGAGUGGAUAAACAAGUAGGAUACCAAAAACAUUUUAUUAAUUUGUUUUUUAAAUACGUUGAAUAUUGCUGUAAAUUUUGUAAAUUUCCAAAAUGGGACAAAAUGAGGAUUCUUUGGCUUUAGAGCCAGCCUCAGGUGGACACUGGGGGAACUGCAAUUUUGUUCACUUUCACUUUUAUUUUUUCAACACAGCAGACUGCUAGCAUUAAAAAAUAAAAAAUAAAAAACAUGUUUUGAAAAAUUUAAAUAGCAUUGGAAAAUAACCAAGGUUAACAUCAUCCAAGUCUAAAAUCUUAUGAAGAAAAAUAGUCUCAUAAUUUUUAUCUGGAACCUUCAGAUUCUCAUGUGAAAGGACUGAGGAUCAAAGAUAAAGCAAGAUUCACUUACAGAAAGAAGAGAAAACCCGUUUAGGAUUGUGGUUGAAAAGGCGGAAACACAAAUAUUUUUCUGUCAAAAUAGUUUACAUUCAGUUCACUGCAGUUCUAAGUGUAAUAAGACUUUGGGAAGUAGUGAAGGAACUUUGUGUGUUUGGUACUUUUUGGAUUUUUAAUGCCAAUCUCAUUCUCCUGUGGCUUGUAGGUUUUGCAUGAUGUUUUAAAGUGUCUGUUGUGACAUUAGUCAUUGUCUUCUGUAAAAUUCUGUGUUUUGGGAUGUGAUUUUGAGCCCAUGUGGUUACUUCCACUCCAGAGUCCUGUCUGUUUUUAAUGCAGUGCUGAAGAUCAGGACCAUCCAGUCUUGGUUUUGGUCCUUGUCCCUUUUGUACAGAGAUUUCUUCAGAUUCUCUGAAUCUUUUCAUGAUGUACUGUUGAUGAAAUCCACUCCUUUUUUUAUAUUUGACACUGAAGUUGUUGAACUAUGUGCUCAUACAGUCUCUUAGUUUGGACAUGAGUGUUAUCUUUGCAUGGGGUUUAAAAAUUCAGAUUGAUCAAAAUCUGUCUUAGCUUACACUUUACAGUGUCUGGACUUUCUUGGAAAAGGACCGUUAGCCAUCAGUUGUUUGUGUUUGGAAUUAAAAGCAGUCAUUUUCUAGGAAAGGUAAGAAAACAAAGCCUCACAGCUAACAACUAAAGCACUUUGGGAUUAAGGAGAAGCUUAGACACACAUGAAACUAGCAGGACAACAGUUAGUACAAGUGUGUUCAGUCGUUUCAACAUAAAGCUACAGAGGCCUCUGAAAAAACUGCAGGGGUUUUGGAGGGGGGAUUUUAUUUAACUCCAAAGGGUUUCUAAAUUUCAAAAUUACCUGCUCACUAUACACUAACCAAUUUUUGACCUGUCUACCAGCUAAAACAUUAGCAAGCAGACACAACUACAUUUCAGUCCUUAUUCCCCUUCUUUUUCUUAGAGCAAUGGCAGCGACACACUUUUAAAAAUAAAGAGGCAAAUGUCACAACUUCUAACAUUUUUGUCAUUUUCACGUCAGCCCACGGUUUGAGGUAUUUCUAGUGACCAGAAACUCAAAGAUGCUCUCAGCAGCUCUGCUGCCCAUGCACAUAUUGCAGGACAGGAUGUUGCUCCACUUUUUUAGGACAUUGUGAGAUGCAAUCAACGUUUUUGCCUCAGUGUCAGCAGGCAGAUAAGGAAGGUUGGAGUAUCUCCUGUGAAUUGAUUUGAUAUGACUCCUGUGGUCUUGUUGAUCUUAGCAUCAGUUUUGAUGUUAGGAAAGAUUACUGUUGGAGUGUUUCGACCAAUCAGGAUCAAGUGUUUAACACAGUAUGGUACUAAUGGAAAUAGACAAGUGGCCCACAAUCAAAAAGAAAUCCCAUUAAAAUCCGUAAGUGUAAAGACAAUUAUCUACACCUGCAGCAGAAGUUGCACCCUUAGUCUUCCAAAGAACUAUCAGCCAAUGAGAUUUAAUUUGUUUUGCUGCUUCAUUUCAUCACUCUAUCUUCAGUUGCCAUACUGACUUUUAAGUAAUGGCAACUUUGUAGAGUUAUUAGGAGCAGCAUGCACCAAGUUGAAAUCCCAUCCAUUAACUGAUCUGCCUUACAUUUCCAUGAUGCAAUGCACGACUGCUAUGGCUGCAACUUUAAGGCCUCGCUGAAUAAUAUAAGAAGUGCAUGGGAGUUCAGUGUCUGUGAUUUAUAUGACCUCCCCUCCUUUUUCCUCUUCACUGCCGUUCUCCUCACAUGGUGAUGCAGACAAAAGAGUUGUCCUGGGCUCUGACAAGCCCUGCGAAGGUGUAGCAACAUCCCUACGCUUUCCCUCUCAGCCCGGUUCAUUCAGUCCUGGUAACUACGGGAGUGAAGCAAGUCCGCCAGAUGGACAACCGGAUUCACCAAUAAAGACGUCACCUGUUUCGGAGCGAAUAAAAGCGCUUGAAGCUCUCGCUGCCAAAAAGAAGGAACCUGAUUUUAGAAGUGAUGGAGGUUUUUCGCACCAUAGGGAUCGCCAUCAUGAGAAAUCUGACAAGACUCCCACUGAGACCCCCAAAUCCCCAACUGAGACCUCAAAAUCCCCGACUGAGAAAUUUACACCACCUGUUCAGAAAAAAGGGGGCUCAUCAGAUCUGGAAUCACCAGAGUCCCCCUUUGAAGUACUUGGAGAUCCAAGACAAGUUGGUGAAUUUGAAGAGACAGAAGAGUGGAUGAAGGCUCAUUUACCUCCUGUGCCAGACUUAGAAGCUGUUGGCUUAGUGAAAAGCACCCCAACUUCAUCAAAAGAAGAGAAGGUGGCUGACAUUGUGAUACCUGAAGCUCCAGCUGCCUUUGCCUGCGUCCCUGAUGCUUUUAAGGAUUCUCCUGUUGAAGCUCCAAAACUGAAGGAUGACUCAGGUGAUGCACAGAAGCAGCCAAGUGUGGAGGAAGAGUCUGAGUUUGACCUCAGUUUCUUGCCGACAGCUUACAUGUGGGAUCAGCAGGACAAAUCAGGUGUUCAAGCUUCAUCAAAUGAUAACCCAGUGCUUCCAGCCUCACCUGCACCUCCUGCAGGCUUUGGUUCCCCAACUCCACCUUCCUCCCCUCCAGCUCAAGCAGAUCUCAAGCAGAACACUUUGAUUGACAAGAAGCUGUCUUCUACGGCAGAUCUUGAGGCUCCAGAGGCAGGUGAAGCAGACAGCUCAGGAGAGUCCGAUGAUACAGUUAUUGAAGAUAACAUCACUGCUCCUGCAUCUGUUCCUCCUCCUGCUUCUACGGAUCCAACCCCUUCAACUGAGCCUACAACUGCUCCUUCACCUGCCCCUGCCAAUCAGUCAACUGAGGAAAAAGAGACUCCUCCACCAAGAUCUGAGAGGAAGCUGAUGCAGGUUCCCACAAUCAAUGUUAUUGAGACAGACGAGCCAAACUACAGUGAUGAUGAGAUGGAGUAUGGAGCAGAAGAAGAAGAUUAUGAGGUUGUCAAAGACCCGGUAAGGGAGGCUUCAAAAACCUCAGAGCCAGAGGAAGGUAAAAAUGAAACAGCCAAAAAACGCCCUUUAGAAACUGAAUUCAUGGAAGGCUACUCUCCUCCAUCCUCACCUGUGGAUUCUGAUGAAGAAUACUCUCCUGAACAGAAGAUACCCAGAUCUCAUCCUGAUACAGCCCACCAGGAAUCUGCAUCAAAACCCGAGGCUCAGACUGUUGCAAAAGACUCUGAAUCUGAGAAACCCCAGACCACUUCGAGCGAAGUCAAAAAAGAACCCUACUCUUUCAUGGGUACAAAUGAUGAAGUGGACUUCCCCGACAACGAUGACGAGUGGUCAGAUGAAGCACAAGAUAUUCUUGUUGGUUCGAGCAAGACAGAUGAGAUUCUCACGGAGAUAAAUCCUUACGCUGACACUGUGCUAGAUAGUAAAAGAAGCACAACUGAGAAAGCAGAUUACAUGGAGACUGCUUCCUUUCCUAAAUCCACCUUCAUGCAGGAUGAAAUCUACGAUAGGCAGUCAUUUGAUUAUGAUUAUGAUGCAUCCUGUCCCAUGGAUGACCUUGACAGUAAAGGGUUACAUAAUGCCAGGGAGCGCUUUCUUUCUGAUGCUUCCCAAAUCCAUGAAACAGCUCUGCAAGAAGACCGUGAUGAUGAUGCCCUUACCAAACCAGUGGCAAGAGAUUAUCCCCAGGACCCAUACUCCUCUUUCAGAGGCACGCCUAUAGGCACCACCAAGGAGCAAGAUGUCAACAAGAAACCUGCCACAAACACCACGGGAAACAGCAGCUCCAUCUCGGGGCAAAGAAGUGAUUUAAAGGACACAAAAACAGGUCAGCAUGCACCUGACAAAACAACCAAGACGGAAAGCAUCGACCCUGACAGCUCUGAUCCGAAUGACAGCUUCGUCGAUUUCAUGCGUGAGUGCCUGAAAUCAAGACAGGAUGAAGAACCUGAUAAUAAACCUCAAGAUGCUUCCGCGAAAAAGUCUGGGCACACUGAUUCGCCUUCCCAGCACCCUCCAACUGUUGUGAUGGAUCUUGAACAGGAAAAGCUUACUAUCAGUGCUCUCAAAGAGCUAGGCAACAGUCAAGAAGAGGAGGAUGAGACAAGACCUCCUCAGUCAAAGGCCUCUGACCAGGAUAACCUCAAUGCAGCAUCUACACAGCAGUCUUCCUUUACCUCAGCUCCUAUUGCUCCAUGUUCCCAAAGCAGCCGUGUGUCUGACAGCAUGUAUUCCAAAGAGGUAGACGCCAUCGACGAAUGGGUGGCUGAAGCCUAUCAUCUUGCUGAGCAUGUCUUGACAGCAAUACUAACCCACUUAUCAGGUAACACCUCUUCUUUUUGGGCAGUAGGCCAGCUAACCUCAUACAGUUACCUCAGAAGGACCCCUAUCCUUACUUGUACCUUGUGCAUGUUUUGGAAUGUUUGCUCUAUGGCAAUCAGUCUACGAAGAGUUAAAUCAUGUUUUUCUUUCUUGAAGUCACCGACUUCAUCUCUUUAUGAUUUAAUUACAUUCAAAGUUGUUGAACAAGAUUUAAAAUUGGCUUAUACUUAAUCUUCGAGUGACGUGGGUGGAAAACAACAUGACUCUAGGAAAGAGUAUCAUUUAUUGAUGCUGGUGAAAUAAAGGCAAUCAUUGUUUCUCACUUGCAGUGGUGUCAGAGUAGAGAUUGCUACUGACCAAAACAGAGGCCUAGUGAUUUGAACAGAAAUCGGGAAGGAAAAUAUGUUUAUCAGAACAUUUCCAGAGACAAUGCAGCUGUGGAAAGUGCAGUUGUCAGAGAUUAUGGAGGCUAAUCCAGCAUGAUGUUCUAUAUGGACACUUAAGCUGCAUAUGCUCCAGUGAUCCCCCUCAUUUGAGCUUUGACCCUUCCCUGCCCUCUGUCCUUUAUAGCUGCAGUGGUCCACUCACAGGGAGGGGGUGUGUGGCGGUUUAAAUAUGGUGCCCGAGCAUUGGCUUGCAAGCACCUUGGAAGUCAUGGGUUACGGUCAAUCCAUGGUGUUGGGUUUCUGCCUUUAUGCGACUUCCUACAGCACCAUUGGCAAAGGCCGUGACAUGACAAGGCAUCAAGCUAAAAAUAACUGAUGCAGAAUUAAUGAAAUAUCUGAAGGCUGAGGUGAUGCAAAUUAUUUCUGUGCUGUUACACUUUGAGGCAAGAUGCCAACUAGGGAAAUCAGACUAUUAUUGGGUCUUUCAAUCUCCCCCUGGUAGCCUGAUGUCAUUUGAAAACUUGAAAUCUCAGCUGCCCUACAUCAGCAUGUUUCUCUGCAAGUUUAGUACGUGCAAACACUCUGUUAAAAGUUGACCACAGUGAUGGCACGGCAGUGGAAAGUGUUAAUUUCCAGCAGCCAGUCCAGCAGUACCCUCCCUGUCUCUGCAAACAUGAUCUCUAUUCCACACACACAUGCACACAGGGGCUGGUAUGCAGACGGUAAUCCUGACACAUUCAAAGCUACGUCUACAUGUGUUGAAUACUUUAACCGAGAGUUUGGCACACCGUACAACAGAGCGCUGGUGCUCUGGCAACCUGGGACAAAAGCAGAGUUUGCAGAAAGUGCAUAAAAGAAACAGCAGCUUUUUUUAAAAGCUGCUUCUUUUACCGAUCUUCGCAGCUCAGUAGGCAUGCAUAUGGUGGUUCUUUUUUAAUUGUGUUGAAGUGGAAGCUCUGUUUUGUGUCGUGCUCUGUAAAAGAGCUGUGUUGUUGAAUCCUCCCCCCUUCUGCCAUGAGCUGCUUCUAUUUUAGUGCUUCUCUGCAGUGCUGCUCCACAACUCAGUAGGUUAUUAGGCGGGGUACUUUCAGCUAGGUAGGAUUGUUUCAGUUGGUGUGGCUGUUGUCAGGCUGCUUUGCAACCUUUUUAGAGGACAAGCUGUGCAGAUAUCAGUCUGCAGUGAAACCCACCCAGGCUCAAAGUCUCUGCACCUUGUUUUUUACGCUGGCUCUAACACCAGACUUGUUGCCGGGGCUUCAAAGAUUAGUUAAAAUAAAACAUUCCUCCAGUGUUCAGAUUUGUGCUAAUCCUCCGUUUGAUGUUUUGCAAAGUGGAGGAAAGGCACAUGUAAAUACCUGGAUCAAACUGAACCUGGAUCAGCGUUUGACAUUUGCAUCACAUUAAGCUGAACCUGUGAAGUCUUGUUGGACACGACUGCCUCAAACUAAAAAACAAGAUAGGAACCCAGACAGAUUGUAAUGGGGUCACAUGUAGAGGGGAAGGUCUGUUACUUAGUCUGUCCACUUAAAAAGGUAGUUUCAAGAAAACUCAUUAACUUCCAUAGACUUAAGAACCAAGAGCUCGUUGUUGGCCAAGAACUUGAUUAUGCUGUUUCGAAGGAAAAGCUCAGUCAAAACAUAUUCACCCGGCUCUAAACUGCAGACAGACACAGUCAGGCCAUGAACAUAAAACUGAUCAAUGAUAUUUCAGGGUUUUUCAAAGGUUAUUCAACUCCCUGCAGCUAGAAGAAAUCAAUCUAUGUAAGCUUAGUGUUGUAAUCUUAUCAUGCUGUUAAGGUGAAGCAUUACUCAUGUGGGAGGCUGUGAUGAGUAACCUCAGACUGUUAUGACGGUCAAUAAAAUGUCCCCAACUUUGUUUCUUAUUUACUAGUAAUGUUAAAUUGUAUUUUGUCAAAAAGAAGAUGGAAACAACAAGAUAUGAUAAAACUGUCAUUGAUGGAUCUGUAAUCUUUAUAAGAUAUGGCAGUAGUAGAUGAGUAAACAGAGGAGGCCCCAGAAUAGAACCCUGAGGAACACCAGCGGUAAUGUAAAAAGGCUGGGAUUCAAAGGUUUUGUGUGGAGUGAACAGAAUGAGGCCAGAGAUAUGUGAUGUAAACUUAAGAUGUGUUAGUGAUAAAAAUAGAGGCUAGUCUGUAAAGAGGGAUGUUAUGAGAGAUGGUGUGAAAGGCUGCACUUAGAUCAGUGAGGCUGAAGAUAGUUAGCUGCCACGAGGGGGAUGUCAUCGGUGACUUUAACCAAAGCUGUGUCUUUGCUAUAGAUGGACGAAAAUCGGAUUGGAUUUUUCUGCACGUUGUUGUCAAGCAAGUAUGAAUGGUGAUCAACUAGAUACAGUUUUUCCUCUCUUUUUUGGUAGUUUUUCUACCAAAUUUUUGCUUAAAUCUAAAAAUUUACUGUCGAAAAUAAAUUUUAACACCUAUCCACGUGGCAAUAGUACUCAGAUAAUAUAGACAAGGUCAGCAAUUUGACACGAGGCAAAAAUUGUCUGAAUAGACGUUUGCUGUAUUAGUAGCAAAUUUCAUUUAUAGCAAAGAUUGUAAACAUUUUAUUUAAAGAUUUUGCCUCUGAUGCAAUUAUUCAUACUAAUCCCAGGUGACAUCAAUUUAACUCAGCUGAUAGAAGAACAAACGUGUGUUUAAGACGAUUUAAGAAGAAAGCACUGUAGUUAGUGUUUGAUGUUAGUGUGUAUGUGUGCGCACGUGUGUGUGUGUGCAGCUUUAAGAGCAGCUCAGUAAAAGCAGGACACUGCAGCUCAGCCGAAAGCAGCGACAGACACACAGACAGAGAGAGAGAGAGGGAGGGAGAGAUAAUGAAGGCUGUCAAAGCUCCGGCUGCCUCCCUGUGGGUACCCGCAGCAAGGCAUGCUGGGAGGAUGCACACACACCCCUGCAGAUAGGAUGAGGAAACCCUGUUCUGUGUUGUUUUUGUUGUUGUUGUGAGAUAAAAAUAUGACAGCAUUGUUUUUGUUCUGAGCACAGUCAGUUUUAAAGUCACAUAUGGUCGUAUUCGAUCUGAUGGAUUAAUAUUGUGGUGUUUGUAUUUUUUCAGAUUCUCGUUGUUGGUACAGCAGAAUCAGGAACGAUGAAGCUUUUUCUGUUUAACACUGCAGACCAAUUGUUAUCCAUUAAACCACUGACCGAAAUACUGAUUUUAUUUUUUUAUUUUUAUUUUUGAUUGAAAAAAUCAGUAAAUCUCGAAGAGCUCAUUUAGCUCAUUGUAAAGACAUUGUCUUCUUCCUCAUAAAGAGCUCAUUAUUUGCUCUCUACAGAUGUAUUUACACCCCUUUCACAUUCAUGGAUUACGAAGCUCAAUGGUUUUGAAAUUAUAUGAUAAAUAUGUUGAUAUUUUACGUUGCUGGAUGAUGAUUUCUGCAGCAGGCCAUACUGUAAAUAAAAGUUCUGUUUAAUGGUGCCCUAAUUUAUCACAACAAACCAACUUAAAUGGCCCCAAACUUCAAAAUAUAAAAGAUGCAAAUGAGUCUCAAAAGCAGUAUUUCAAGACUCUCUGUGUCCUAACAAUCUCAGGCAGCCCUCGAUCUGUGGCUCUUUAACCCUGAGGAAUAGAUUCAGGUUUUGAGAUAAAACAGAAACGUUGAAUCCGUUGCUUACAGGAAGUCUGUGUGUGUGUGUGUGUGUGACUCCUGCACACUUAAAUGUAAGUGUGCGUGAGCUCAGUCUGUAGGGCUUGAAUGUUUAAAGAUGCACUUAAUGUACAGUCAUGAAUAUGCAACAGUAACUAUCAUGCAUGUGAAAUAUAGGGAAGGUUGCUGUGUACACAAACACUCUGCAAAUAGAGAAAUGAGAGAAAUCCAAAAGUGCCUGAAACACAAACAGGAAAAAUGCUGCAAAUCAGGACAGGAUUAGGAGCUGCUUCACUUACCCCAGCUUUAACCCAGCAUUACUGCUCAAACUCAUACAAUGUUACGAUCCAUAACUCAAGCACUAUACAGUCUUUAUUUUCAGUGUUCUCUAACUCAUACAUUUGUUUGUUUUUUGUUUUGUGAUCAGCAGCAAACGCUCUGCACUUAAACACGAUACAAACCCAAAAAUGCAUGAAAAAGGCCGCAAAUCAGGACAUGAUGAAGAAGUUCUCUUCAGCUAUUUCGGCGUUAUUCCUAUCAUCACACAUCUCAUCUUAACACAACUUUGGUUAAGUUUGCAUAAAGUUCAACUCUGUGUUUCUAGACUUUUUAUCUGAUGCACCGGUAAAUCUAAUGUUAGCUUCUUCUUCGCUGGUGUUUUUUGGCUGCUGUGGUUUUUGUACAUCUCAUACUGAGAUACAUUUCACCAAACCAGAUCCACGCUACGAACCAGAUUGUAGAAAAAAAACUUGCAUUUAAGUGCAUUUGAGUGUCCUAAUUCCCCUGCUAUGCUCUGCCUAAACACUAGAUGGCAACACGCUUUCUACACUGUCUUCCCGGGAACCAACAAAAGUAAAUCUAAGCGUAACAUCUGCUAAUCACAGAUCUAGCAGCCUGUGUUGCUUUCAGUUAGAGUUUCAGGUGGUGCAGGUCAAAGGUUCUGCACCAACACACAACAUAGAUUAGACUCAUAACAGACUAACUGCAGCAGCUCUGUCUGUUCUCUUGCAUUUACAUACUGCACAGGAUGUUUCUUGGACUCAGGGUUCAAAGUGCUCGCAGUCAGGAACAUGAAAAUACCACAGUGAAUAAAGUCCAAGUCGCCAAAGACCAGAGUGGUGUUUUGGGUUAAAAAAAAUCUCUGCGUAUUUUAAUUCAUGCCAACAACGAUGGUCUCCAGCAUUUUGGAAAAGUCACUGUUCUUCUUUCUAUCUGAGGAAUAAUAUAGAUAUGAAAUGCAUGCUUCAAACGUGUCUGUAAUAGUAGCCAUAGCUGUGCUCUGCAUGUGUGAGAAGGUCCUAUAUAAUAACGUGUGCUCCCAUUAAACCAGUCUGAGCACAGAGGCCUGAACGUCCCCGAGGCAUCACCCACGUGCUUCCUCCUCCACUUACACAAGGCUUUUUUAAAUACCCCCUUUUUUUUCCCCACGCAGAGGGAAGGAGUGGUGGUUCGAGCGUGCCAGCGUUACAUAAUCUGCUGGUAUAGAGGCUAUCACAUGCAGCACUCCUCACAGGACGAGCAUUCAAACAGUCAGCGGCCUCUCCAGCAAUGCAGCUCUUGACUGACUCCUGCACACUGCAGUGUGGAGGAGAUUUACGGUGCCGAGUGUUUUAUGGAGACAGAGGUGCACGCACAGUUGUUUCCAGGCCAAUAAAAAUAUUUUCUGCAUUUAUGCAACCUGUGGCAAAUAAUUGUGCUGAUAUCUACUGCUUCAGCAUGCCUGUGAAUACUCAGAGUGGGCGGGGCUUUAAUUUACCUCAGCGAUGAUGCAAAUUCAGACAUUGCUCUUUAUAAACUUGAGCACUGUAUGAACCCAACAUUCAGCGUUCUGCAGCUCAUAAAUCUUCUUUUAGCUGACUGAUUGUUUCUGAUUGGCUGAUUUCCCGUAGAGCGCUGUCAAUCAAACUUUUAAGAGCGAUGUUUGACAUUUACAGCUUCCAGCAGCGUUUUAACAGCUGAGGCAGGUCAGACAAUUAGGAGUCUGCUUGUUAUAUUUUAGCAGCAGACAUUGAUGGGCGCCACAAAGUUCUUCAGUCAGUGACAGGAACGUGGUCGAAGGAAAUCUCAGUGUGGAGGUUUUAAUCUUAGAUCAGCUAAGAGCUUCCUACAAACCUUCAGCUCCCUGUGAAACAGCUGUUUUUUUUUCCUCAGCAGUGACAGACGGUUUGGUUUCACUGUUUACUGACGGGGAUUACAUCAUGUGAUUUUGGGCUAAAAUCUUGUCUGAUGGAGAGUCUGUGGCUUUCGAAGAUGUGCAGUGAUCAGACUCGGUUUAUGGAGCCUUUGUGCACACAGAUUAACAGUCGGAACGAGUCGAGAAAUCUGCAAAAAUUGUCACAGAUCCUUUGAGUUAGGAUGUUUGAAGUAUUCUGUAACUUCACCAUCUUUUACAUCCUUUCAAAAUAAAAGCUCAUGAGCUGCUCACUGAGCAAGACAGUUAGACGGCUAUUAGACAUCUAGUUUUUUUUAGACCUAAUUUCAACCGUCUAGAUUCUCUAUAUUUGUAGAUGGAAUUUAGAUGUUGCAUUUUCACCCAAUAUUCAAUAAGUAUUUAUUUCAAAAAGCAACUGUGAGUUGCAUAACUGAUCUCCAAAUGCUUAACCAAAAUAAUUAUGAUAGCUGUUGAGCAAUAUACUGUGUAGUAUAGAUACAGCUCAGAUUUAGAUUUAAUCUAAACUUAGUCUAAAUUUAGACGUCUAAAAAACUUUCAUUACUAGCUUGAUUUUAGACCAGUCGUCUAGGCUACAUUUAGACGUUUAUUAGACCUCCUUUUAGACCAAAAAAUGCUCAGAGGCUGUCGAAAAGUAAAACAAAAUAACUCUGGAGCAAGACAGAAAAAAAGCAAAUUUAAGCAAUAAUAACGUUUCUAUGAGGCUCUUUUCUUUAAGGCGCCGACAUAAAAUGGGAAACUUACAAACUUUUAAAAUCUGGAGACUUGUAGUUUUGAUUGUAGAAAUAUGAUCAAGACGUGAAAAUGAAUGCUGGAAACCUUUCUCAAACACCAGUUAUGAGUAGUUAUUGUGAUCUUAUCUAUCAGUUUUAAAAAAAACCUAAUUGAGACCCAACAUUGUGAUUCUCUGUCAGUAAAUCUGAGGCUCUUCAGCAGAGUUUCAGGACUUCUCUGUAUUGUCUCAGUCAGUCUGACCCGUCCUCUCCUCUCUACAGUGAAGGAUCUGAUCCACUGGCGAGACCCCAAGAAGUCGGGCUUGGUGUUCGGGGUGUCGAUGCUGCUGCUGCUGUCGCUGGCGGCCUUCAGCGUCAUCAGCGUGGCAUCCUACCUGCUGCUCGCCCUGCUCUGCGUCACCAUCACCUUCCGCAUCUACAAGUCCGUGGUCCAGGCCGUGCAGAAGUCCAGCGACGGACACCCCUUCAAGUAAGACACUUGAGUCACUACAACAUAACCAUCUAUUAUUUCAGCACAGAUACUAACUGAAAACAAACACGUGAUGCAGAGUUGAAGAGCUCGUGAGUGAGUCUCAGACAGCGACCAGCUGAAGCAGCAGGAACACUCAGAAUGUCAGAAAUGUGAAGAAACGCCGGGAGAUGCACAUUUAGGUGGUUUGCACGUGUCUCUGCAAAUUCAGCAGCCACCCUGAACAAAACACUCACACAAGAGGAGACUUAUUCUCCAGCCCAUGUGUUUGAGAUUACAUAAGAAUCAUGAAUUAUAGAGUUUGAUAAUUGCAAUGAGCUGACACCAUCGUGCAAAGGGUUGAGUCUUAAAGAUGGCAUCAACUACCGACAGAAAUUAAUCUGUUUAGGUAUUAAAUCAACACUCAGUUUGUUUUCCUCCUCCUCCAAAAUAGUUGCUGAGUACAAAUUUAACAAACUAUUCCUUCAAAACACUUCUCUAAUGAGAUGCAGAAAGUCACAGCCGAAGUGAAUUCUUCAUUCUGAGCUUUUUAAACCUCUGCCCGCCUGAUCAAAGUGAUGGAAUCGAUCAGCUGGUGACUGGCAUCGACUGGUUUUCAGCCUGUUUGGACGUGAUUGGUCACCAGCUGAUCGUCACAAACACAGCCGAUCAUGGCCCGCGUGUACACAGCGAGACAAACACCAACGAGGCGGCUCCUCACCCACAGGCCGACGUGUCUACAGUGUGGACACGAGGUGCAAAGGUGUAAAAUGCACUGACCUGCUGGAGGGUAAACACAGUCUGUUCCUGGUACAGUGGUUUAGGGUGCUGGUGACUCUGCCUCAGUGUAGCGCUGAUCUGAUUUGACUCGAUUGUUCAUUAUGGUAAGAUGUCUUUAGAGACAGGUCUCACACAUUUGACUAAAUUUGUAACGAUUAGGUUAAUUAAAAAGGGUUGUUUAAACCACUUAGUGUGUGUUUUCUUCAUGUUUAAUGACAAUUAAAACGAUAUAUGACAUAGAAAGUUGUAAACAUACAUGGAGCAACAUGUGUGUCGCUGCGUACCAUGACCCUUCAGCUCAUAAUGAAGCCCACACAGUGACUCGGACAGUCACAGAGCGCCAAUUGUGUCCUGAAGUCGCUCAGGAGAAAAUGAACUAACUUUUUCUUAAAUCCACUUUACCCAAAAGAACUUUGUGUCGAGCUUGCCGGCCCACAGGAAGCACACCUCCUUAUAUGGUGCUCACUGGAUAAACAUGGGCGGAGAUUAAGUCCGAUCGCUUACAGUGAAGCUGUCACAUGAACACAAAAACACGUCUGUUAUCAAACCUGACUUUACGAGGGUGUUAUGGAUCUGAUGUAGGUUUUAAGUACUAAGGACCUUUAUUUGCAAAUCCACACACAGACUUACUGAUCUGGUUCAUGAAUGAGACCCAGUGUUUGUUUAAGGUUCAGUAACAGCCUAAUGAGGUAAAUCUGUCUGAUCUGAGCGGUUUUUGUUUCAGCUCUGUCAUUAGUAGUUUUCCUGAAGGCGUGGUUCUGGUUCAGAGUCCAGUUUCAUUUCAAGAUUUAAAGGAGCAGCAAGAGAGGGAGAGUUUUACACAGAAAUGAAACUGACUAAAUAUAGAGUUAGACUGGGACUGAGUGAGUGGUUUCUCAUCUGAGACUCGUUGACUCACGUGGAUUUAAAUGCCCCUUCAGUGGACUCCAGCUGUGCUCCCGUGGUGCUGUGUUUUAAAAUAGGGCCCGACCGAUUUAUCAGCGAGCCGAUUAAAUCGGCCAAUUUCAGCCCAUUUGAGACUAAUCGUAAUCUGCCAAAACGCGCAGAUUCAGGGUGGCUGCUAAGAUUCGGUUUCACUUCGAAAAUGUUCCGCCGUUUGAAAACUUCCCUGACUUAUCCUGUAGAUGGCGCAGCGACCUCAUGACAAUGUCCAUCCACUAACUACCUCACAGCACAGCAGCGUGACAGAUCUGAAGCAGGCAGCUCAGGGACGCACAGAGCAGAGUGGUCCGCCUUAACGGUAAAUAAACUAGUUUGUGAAAUACACAAUAAGUCAACAAGUUUCAGUUCAACCCACUUCACGAUGUUCCCCGCUGUGCUGGUCUCGUUCACACCGAGCUAACGGUGAAGCACCAUGCAAGCUAAAAUUAGAGUUAGCCAUCUGCGAUUAGCCUUGCUACACUGUUAGCCGUGCCAGUAAUGGUAGAAUAAACAACAGUAGCUGCAUGUCUCCAGAUGAGACCGGACCGGAAAUAAGUAACGUGAGUUAAGACGCCGAGGCACCGAGGGGGGGAGUAGUUGAAAAUGCUUUUGUGGUCCGAGUUUGUUUAGUCGCUCUUCCUGUCGGCAUGAAGGGCAGUAACCUACAGUAUAUCUACAGUAUAUGGUAUAUUGUAGAUAUCUACAGUACAUAAAUAUAUUUUAUAACUUCAUAGAAAAUUUUAAAAAAUCUGCAAUCUGAUCCCCCCCCCCCAAUAAUCAGUAUCGGCAUCGGCCCCCAAAAAUCCAUAUCGGUUGGGCCCUAUUUUAAAACUCCUCUUGUAAUUAAAUAUAAGACUUUAAAAGUCUCACUGCAACUAUUGCUGUGACGACUGAUAAUUCUAAUGUGACUAUAAACAUGACAAAGCUCCUUGAUGUCAAAGGUCAGGUGUGAUGUCAUCUUGGGUAACCUCUGUCUGCUCAGGUUUUAUUUUUAAAGCAGCGAAGCUCAGGAGGCGCUUCAAAGAAACAGUUUAUUUCUCUCGUAAAGCCUCAUAAAUUAAUAAAUCGGGGGGGGGGGGGGGGGUAAAUUCACCACAGAGCAGCUGGACUUUGAAUAUUUACGUCUGCACUGAGUGUGACAUGGUGCUGCAAUCUCUCAGACGGUCAUCUGUUUGGGUUUAUUGCCAAAUACCGAAACAGAGCAGAGUGCUUGAGAUUGAACAGUUUCUAUUUUGAGCUUGUCUAAUGUGAAAAUUUCAUGGACUCUUCUCUCCUCUGUGACAAGAAAAAAAGCUGAAUGUCUCUGAAUCAAGGACAAAAUAAUGAUUUAUGGACGUGAUCUUUGUCUUUAGUGACAUACAUCGCCAUUAAAGACAAUAAAAGUGGUUAAACCCAUCAAACAUGUAGGAGGAGGUCAAUGAAAUAACAGUCUGUUUAAUGUUUUUAUUUUGAACCUGAGAAAUAAAACAUCUUUGUCUGAUUGUGAUCGCUCUGAUCUAAUUGAACCUUGACCCUGUGUUGUCUCCUUCAGUCCUGAUCUGCAGACUGUUGUUAGGGAACUUCUCAGCUCUGUGAAAGGAGUGACGUUGUAAAAUGUCCAAAAUAAGACAAUUAGAAAAUGCAGGACAUGGCAGAAUCUAGGACACACACCUCCACACCUCCUGUGGAUCAUAGAUGACGGUCUUAAAAGAGGACGUCUGUGUUAUUUUGGUUUUAGACAUGAUUUUAUGUUUAUUCAGUCUUUCACUUUGACUUUCUGUGCCUUUCUUAACUUGUGGCAGGAGGUUAAAUGUUGGUCUGUGUGCAGGUAUCAGUGUCUGAUUCUUAUUUGUACUGUAUCAAAGUCUAAAACUCGACCUGGUUGCAGAUACUGUUUUGGACUAAAGUUAGCACAAUAUCAGAAUUAUGAAUUUAUCAAUUCACAGCGCUGCUACAACAAAAGCCACUGAAAAUAGAGCAACAUUUGAUUCACUGUUAAUAGAAGUGAAAGGUCAAAUGAAAGGCCUGUGUGUCUCAUCAGAAGCUGAAUUAGCGUUAGUGUUAUCUGGCUGUGGUGGAGAGCAGAGCAAAGACACACACUCACACAGGAACCAGCUGCAAACAAGCUGAAUCAGCGCCCCUCCUGUUUAUGCAGAAGUGUGGAUGUGUUUUGGGGGGUCUGUAGAGUUGAAUCUUUGUGAAUCUCAUUUCUCAGAUCUGCUGCCUGGUUCAGUCAGAGAGCAGGUUUCUUUUUCAUGCGUUCUUCAGUGUCUCUCUCUCUCUCUCUCUUAUUCGUUUGCUUAAGCUUCUGAUUGAAAAUGUGAGUGUGGAUUUUAAAGCUCACAGGAUUAAGAAGACUCAGAUUUGACAGCCUUUUUUUUGGGGGGGUCAUGAUGAAAAAAGGUUACCAGUCACAAAAAUUGAUCAUUUCAUUUUGUUGUUCGUUGCACUAACAGGUGAGCUUUGUGACACCUGAGCCUACAUUUAAAGCUUUUUCUUUGCCUCCCUCCUCUUCCUCUUUCUCUCUUCCUCUCUGCAGAACGCUGAUAGAAAAGGAUGUCAGCAUCCCCCCUGAGACUUUCCGGAAGCACGUGGACUCCAGUCUGACCUACAUCAACCGAGCCCUGAAGCAAAUGAGCCGCCUCUUCCUGGUGGAGGACCUCGUGGACUCCCUGAAGGUGAGCUGCUCCGGCCUUCACUCCUUCAGACCAUCAUCAUCCUCAUUUCUUACCUCUCAGUCUGCUCUUAAUGACGAUAUCUGAUCCUGACCAUGUCCUGUAGUGACUCCUCUCUGGGACCCAGUCCUCUGACUUUGCUCAGGUGUCUGGUGUCGUUUUUAUAAUGCACUGAUACUGUGCUUAAAGAAACAAGAAGGUCUACAAUAAUAUAGGGGCUGUCUCUUCUGCUCCUGUCCGUCCAAUUAGCUCUAGCUGUCUAAUAAACAAAAAUGAGGACGCUCCCUCUGCAGCUUUUUCUAAUUAGAGUUCAUUAAAGGAAGAAAAACUACAGAAAUAACAAAAAAGGACCAAACCAAAGUUUAUGAAGAUGACCUCGAAGGGUCAAAGGUCAUAAAGCCCUUUACAGACACACAGGUGUUCUGGAUAUUUCUGAGUUGUAGUUAUGGUGGUGGUGGUGGUAUGAGUAGUAGUAGAAGUAGUAGUAGUAGAAGGAGAAAGGGUAGUAGAAGAAGGGGUAGUAGGAGUAGUCUUAGUAGUUAAGGUGCCAGUAGUAGUAGUAGUAGUAGUAGUAGUAGUAGUAAUAGUAGUAAUAGUUUUGGUGGUGGUAGUAGUCGUAGUAGUAGUAGUAGUAAUAAUAGUUCUGGUGGUGGUAGUAGUCAUAGUAGUAGUAGUAAUAAUAGUUCUGGUGGUGGUAGUAGUCGGCGUCGUAGUAGUAGUAGUAGUAGUAGUUCUGGUGAUGGUGGUAGUAGUAGUAGUAGUAGUAGUAGUAGUUAAUAGUUCUGGUGGUGGUAGUAUUGGUCGUCCCUCCCUAACAGGUGUGACUAAUCGAACAGGAGUAACAGGGCCUGGCUGUCAGGUUGAUCAGCAGCACACCUGUGUGAGCAGGUCAUCAGGGCGUGUCUCUGCAUGGUUUACUGAAGGCUGCUUUUGUCUCAGGGGAAUAAAGUCUCUCUCAGGUGUGACCUGAUGGAUUAAAGACUCAACAUCCUACAUAAACCACCCGACAGAACCUCAUACCUGAUUGACACGCUCGUCUAUCAUUCAGUCAACUUUUUUAAACAGCAGGUACAGUCCCAGCUCCGGAAGAGUCCGGGUGCUGUUUAAAACUGUGAUUAAAAACACAAUCUGAUGGUUUUGUAGAGCAGGAAGAUGUCCCACUAAACUGAAAAAAUUGUGCAACAGCUUCACAAGUGUGGAAAAAUAAAGCAGCAGGACUCCUCUACUACAGAGCCAAAAGCAGUAUCUGUGUAGAUCUACGAGGGAAAGGGGUCUUUGUCGUCUCUGACUGACCUGUGUCUCUUUGUGUGUGUUUUCUUCCUCAGCUGGCUGUGGUCAUGUGGCUGUUGACCUACGUGGGAGCUGUUUUCAACGGAAUCACCAUCCUCAUCCUCGGUGAGCACCGUGGGAACAAACUCUCACAGCAUGACCAUUAUGUCCCUUUGUUUCCUAUUAUCAUGCCCAGUCAGAGUUAUUUGCAUCUACUCAUGUAUUCACACUCCUGUAUGUUUUUUUCCUUUUAUUUUAGAUUGACUAUCUUUGAAAAAAUAAUGUAAAACUGUAAAAUAGAACCUGUUCUUUCUGCCUGUGCUGGAUACGGUGGCCCUUUAGUGUCAAUUCUACAAACACUUAAUGACUGCGACAAUUUACAAAAACCCUCUCCCAAAAAAUUCACUCAACUUAAAAACAUGCAAAAUUUUCUCAUUAUAUAUAUUUUUAAAAAAUCUAAAUCAGGUCUCGUUUUUUUUUUUUUUUUUUUUUAUUAAACUGAAAAAUUUUUGCUUCUUUAGUAUUUUAGUUCUGGUGAAUUGUUCUUUGUUUAUAUAUUUUUGAAAUAGGUGAAUUUUUUUAUGGUUUGGGUGAAUUAUUUUUGUGUCUCAUGAAACGGUUAAACAGUUGGACCUUCAGGGCCACCGUAGUUUAGCUGUAUUUACUCUGUAUUAGUUCCUCUGCUGCUUUAUUCACCCUGUUAUCUCCACACAGUCUCAGUUCAGGGUUUAAUUGUGUAUCUGUUUCUGAUUAUCCAAACUUCGUCUGUACCUAUCCUCUGACCUGUCCUUUGUCUGCGUCCUCCAGCUGACAUCCUCCUCUUCACUAUUCCUCCAAUCUACGAGAAGAACAAGGUGAGUCUGCGGCUCGUCCCGGAUCAUUAGGAGUUUAUCCGCUGAGUUUUAAAGGGCGGCCAUGACUGCAGCCGUUAGAAAACAAACCCGGCAGCAGUGAGCUCACUGGAUGACUGCAGUCUGCAUCAUCGCUCUCUGAAAGCUUUCUGCGUCUCUCUUGUUGUCGUCCAGCUGCUGAGGACAUGAAGUCAUCUGACUGUCAGGACAAAUAACAGAGCUGCUGGCUUCUCUUAAACUUUGAUUACAGAAGACUGGACUUCAGCAUGAGACAUGUUUUGGAUUCUGAAGGAUGCAAUUUAUGAUACAUGAUUUAGGACAAACAGGUUGAUUUAGGACUGCAGAUCCUUUCGGAGUCUUAUUAAGUCAAUUUUUGAAAUUCAUGAGCUCAGAUGUAAUUUCAUAAUCACCCUGAUAAAUCAGUAAACUGAGCUUUAGUCCUGUUUACUUUUGGUCUGUGGUGAUUUUUUUAGCUGCUGUUUGUUUGACUCUUUGAUUUAAAAAGGGUGCAGCUGCCCUGAUAAAAGCUUCAACACUGUCUUUAUGGCUGAACUUCUCCAAAAGCUUUUACCUUCAAAAAAAAGUUGCUGACAGGAUUUAAGAAAACGCAUAUUUCUCUGUCAGACUGACGUUCAUCUCUCUUUAUGUUUUUUUCCUCCAGACUCAGAUCGAUCAGUACAUCGACCUGGCACGCACUCAAGUCAACACCACGAUGGCCAAGUCAGUAAAUCCCUGAAUCAGCAGAUGAAGUAUUUUGAACAGCAGAUUUCCUCUUGAUCGUUUUUUUUUUUAACUCUUCGUUGUUUUUUUCCUCUUCAGGUUGCAAGAGAAACUCCCUGGAGCUGUGAAACGCAGCAAAACUGAAUGAUCCUCCUCAUCAUUAGAAACCUCCACAUCAUCCUCAUCUUCAUCACCAUCUUAAACCUUUUCCCUUCCACAAACCCCGCCCCCAGUCUAACUCCUCCCCCUUCCUCCAUCCACCAUCAGCACCCCCCCUUCACUGAACCUGCUAGGUAGAAAAUCUGAGCUACUCGAUAUUCAAUGUAAAACUACUGCGCAGCUUAACUCGCAUUAAAGCAUUAAAAAGAACUGUGCCUGUGCAGACAGGAAGCACGUCGCUAGAGAGGAAGUGAUGUAACACAGCCGCCGCUGCGGACCCAGACUGUCUUGUGGGCGGAGCCACAGGGAGAUGGAGGCAGGGUCGAGUGAACUAGACUGAAUCUAUGACCUGGUUUUUGUGCAGCGAGCAGGCGGGCGAUGGUCACAUCAAAAAGCAAAUGUCUGUACUUAAAAACACACCUCCUGAAAAUUGAAAUGAAUCGACCUUCUGGGUGUUAUCCCCACUGAUCAUCUUCUCGCUCUGCAGCUGCGGUUUGGAUAGGAAUGAGCUGGUUUGGGGUUCGGCCUGUAGUUGAGUUUGUUUCCAGGCACUUCCUCUGUAUGUAAGUUUCUGCAAUGCACUGAAGUCUAAUUUUUUACACCCGUGAGCAGGUUGAAAUAAAAGGAUUGGAAACACUGAGCCAGCUGUGAUAAUUUGGUCUAGUUCACCCUCUUUUGAUCAGAAGCAUUUUUUGAACAGUUUUCUGUGUAAAUACACUUUAAGGCUUUCUCUCUCUUUCUCUCUUUUCUCUUUUUCUCUCUCUCUCUGUCUCUCUGCUGUAUGGAACACGUUAGCCUCGCUUUUUAUAUUGACAGGACGUUCCCUUACUCACUCACUGACUUACAGCAGUCCUUUUGUUGCACCUGUUCAAGCCACAAAGUGUUGAGCUCUCACACUCACCUGUAAAUUUUUGAUUCUUCUCAUCACUACUUAUUCCUGUUAUUGAUAUUAAUCAUAGGACGGCUGCUUGGACUCCCUUAUUAGCUUGACGACAGCAUUGUAACAGUUGUGUUAAGUGUCAUUUCACAGAGUUUAUGUUUGAGACUUUAAGAGGCCUCCUGAGAGAGGAGACGUUUAGAGAAGCACCUCCUGAUCCUUUUUUAAUGCUCAUUUAAUCCGACAAUGGAAACCUCUCAGUUCUUAAGUACAGAGUCUCAAAUGUGCCAAAAGUAUUUGACUUCAACUCACCAAGCAGGGCCAGAUCCAGGUUCUGGUCAGAGAUGGCCAUACCCCUCUUGGAAUUGGCCACCCAAAUACAUUUUCUUAGUUUUUUAAAACAGCACAUUUUUUUUAAUCUUAUUUCUGAAUCUGUAAAAAUUCCGUCAAAAAUGCUGUCACUUCAAAGUAAACAGAAGCCAGUGCCCCAAUUAGGCCACCCCCAAAAAAACAAAAACUGUGGCUCCACCCCUGCCUAAAAGUCCACCUUACACAUUUCGCAAAUUAACAAAUGAAACUGUUAAUUUAAGUGUAACGCAUUAUUGAUUUUUCAUUUAAAGGUAAAUUUUGCAACAUAUGGUUCAAACUAGGAGCAAAAGCCUUGGAAAGAAGAGAAAAAACUGAAGCAAAAAAAUUCAAGAAUGCAAGAGCAAAUGAGUAUGGCAUUGAACAAUUUUUAAUUUUGAUGUUAAGAAUUGAGUUAAAAUAAGGAACUUUAAAAUGUUUUAGUUUUUAUUCUGCUGAGUGCAAAGCGAAUAAAAUGAUAAAUUCAAAGAGAUUUUGUUUUUGCAUUUCAACUCAGCAAGUCACUUUGAAAUCUGCUGGAGAAUAAAGUUUUAGUGCAAAGGGUGAGAAAAGGUUGCAUGAAAAGUUGCUUUUUUUUUCCUCUUUGCAUAAAAAAAAAAAAAGUCAAAGGAAAUCCCAAAAUCUCAAGUUGGCAGGAGACAAAGAUUCCGGCAUCAAACAGUUUUCUUAAUAUGCAAAUCAAAAAAUCCAGUUAAACUCCAAAAAUAAGAUUGAAUUUGAAGUUUAUGCAAAAGAUAAAGAUAAAUCCAAAGAUGUUAUUUGUUUUGUUUUUUGAAACAAAAAAAUUCUUGCUUAUUUAUUAGGUAGAUGGUGGCAAAUGGAGCACUUAAAAAGUAACAGCACUGAGAUAUUGUGAUGUAUCUCUGUGUUUUCAGCAGGACAGUUUAGAAUGGCAGUCUGUUUUUUGGCCUGUGCUCUCUCCUCUCUCUCAAAUAGAUCACUGCAUUGCCCUCUAGUGGUCGGGGGUUAAAACAACAGAAAAUAAACACCUGUGAAUCUUUGCAUUGAAACUAUAAAUUAUAAAUGUAAUGGCAUUGAACACAGAUGACAACAAAACAGAGUUUUAAGUUUUAAGACAUGUUUAAUGAUUUAAUAUUUAGGUGACAUUUCAAGAAGGGACAUAUUGGAAAAUAGAGAGAGUGAGAGGGAGCCCAAAAGGCAUAAAAAGCAAUAAACAGAAUAAAAUAUGUGAUUCUUCUUUAAAAUAUGAAAAAUUAAAAUCAUACAUCUUUUCUUUUGGCACAUUUGUUUCUCCGCAGUGACCUGAGAGAUUUCUGGAGGUAUCAAAACAGGAUCAGGAGGUUUAUGAGUUUGAUAAAGUGUGUCGCUGUCCAAUCUGAAGACAGUUUUUUUAUUUUGAAGUGUUAAAGAUCGUAGAGCUCAGUUUGUCACUUUUUUUUUUUCUUUGACUGCCUUGAAGCGCAUGUCAUAGUGUAAGCUGGAAACAGACUCUCACCCUUUCUAUAAUAAUAGGCUGUAUCAUAUUCUUGACCCUAACUUUUUGAUUAAUAUGAUUAUUACUCGUGAUUGUUUCAUUGGUGUUUUUGAACUCAGUAAAAGAAAAACCAUAGUCAUAUGUUAGCGCUAAUGCUGCGUCUCCAUAUUGUUUAAAGGGAUGGAUUUAUAGAAGGACGUAAAAUGACGAAAAUGUUGGUGUUCUUGUUCAUUUUUUAAGUUUGCAUGGAGUAAAUGUCCCCAAACAAUGAUGAAACUCAUUCUCUCAUUAGCUCUGAAUGCAGUAAACAUUAAACUCCUCCGAAAUCUGCCUGAAUGUUUUCUCCUUUCGAGAACGACUUCUUUUGUUAAAUUCAGACUUCGGGAUCAACGACAAAAUAUGCAAAAUUUCUGUCUGAGAUUCCUGCUGUUAAAAGAAAACAAAACACUGAUAACAUUCAUAUGCAUCUUAUUAAUUUAUUUGAAUGUGGAGAAAGCGCAAAAUGUAGCUUUAAAGUUUCAUUUUCAUCUUAUAUUUGCAAGCUACUGGGUUUUAUUGAAGUCAUGUUUCCACCAAAAGAACCCAGAACCUUUAGCCCAAGAAAGUACAGGUUCCUGAAGCCUCUUGUUCUUUGGUUUCCACUGCACUCUAAAAGUUUUGAGUUCCUAUAUAAACUAAAGAAAAGAGGUAAAUGAAAAAAAAAUUAAAAUUUAAAAACUCCACGAGGUUCCACCAAAGUCCAAAAACUCAAGAAAAAGAAAGUUCUGAAAGUACAGGGAAAUUUUUACAGCGUUUUUGAAAUGAGAAAAAAAAAAAUAAUUUCAGUUAUGCAAGAAAAAAAUGUUCUGCAGAUUUUAUCAUAUAUGCAAAACACCAUUAGAUCUGGGUCUGUGCGAAUCAGUUAAACCCUGCUACUAUUAUGGUUCCUGGUACUCUGGGAAUGUUCUUGGAGUGUAAAUUGGACUUUUCAGUUUAUCCUAUUCAAUCUUAGAAUAAAUUAGGCUUGAAUAGGGAACUUUUGAGGGCAAAGAUAACUUUUUAAUUUAGGUAAGGAUUUGUGCGGUGAAAAUCAACCAUGUUACUCUUAAGGUUCCUGGUGUAGCGGUAUGGAUCUUGCAGUGGAAACGUGACUUUUUGAAAAAAACAGGCAUAACCCUGGUCCUCUGAGUUUAGGGAGGAUGAAAUGCAUGUCGGAUACCUCUGAAGGAAACAUGUUUGUCUUUAUAUGAUCUCACUCUUAAAUGUUGAAGCUCUCAGUUUGACUCAUGGGUUCUGUGCUAAAGAUAAUUAGCUUGGCCCAUUAAGGAAACCUUCAGCCCGGGACGUUUGCUUCUCUCUUUAGAGUGUAAAAUAUAAUGGGAGUAAACUCCACGUUUGCCCUCCUCUCAGCAUGUUCUUUUCCUCCUCCUGUUCGUCCUCUUUGUGUUUCCAUGUUUUCGGCUCGGGAGUGUGUGACAGGAGUGUUUUGACCUUUUUUUCUGGUAUCUUAGACGUCGUUCACUAACAUCAGCUCUGUUUUGUAUUAGCUUUGACUUUGGUUCCUUUUUUUGAAGCUUUGGGGAAAAAAAGUGUUGCAGGAAAAAAAAAAGAAAACUGAAAAAAAUAAAAGUAUGUGGUCUCUGUACUGAUGUCAAAGUGAAAUUAAUAAAAACACCUCAAAGGACUCUCCUGACUCUCUGGGUCUCUUCUUUGUGUUUCAACUGAAAUAUUUCCCAGCAUGCAUCCCUGCACUGUGGGAGGGCGGAGGAUUAAAAACCCAUUUAAACUUGUUAAAAGUAAAAUAAGUGGAUUUGAGUGGAGGCUGCUGUCUGUCUGCUGUUUGGGUGGAGAGCAGAUUAAAGUUUCUAAUUUUAGAUCUUAACGUGUUGAGAGUCACAUGCAGACAUUAAAGCCUGAGUUACAUAAUUCAAUAAAAACUUCAUGCAUGUUAAUAUUUAAUUAACUCCUGCUACAGUCUGCACCUUCAGGAAAAAUGAAUAUUUUACCAACAUUUCUCUCUUUGUUUCAUUUCAGCUUAGUUCAAAGUCCGCUUCCAGGCUUUUAGACACAGGCCUGUAUGGAAGGCGAAAAGGGAAGAAAUUAAGACAAAAUUGAGAAGACAUUUCAAGUUUAAGAUUACAACUGAAGGUGAUUAGUCAAAUGUUUCAAAGAGAAAAUUAAGUUUUAUUAUUAGUGUACAAAAUAUAAAAAAGGCUGAACCAAAAUUUAUCUUUUAAUUUAUGUAAAAUCCUCUUUUAUUCUCUUUUUUUAAAAUUUUUUUAAAAAGAGCAUGACGGCAGAACAGGACAAAAAAUGAAUAAUGUGAAGAAAAAAUAUUGAAUUUUGAGAGAUUUGGGUUUAAAUGUGGAGAAAAAUGAACAAAGCUGAAGAUAUUUGGAUGUAUAGAGAGUCUAUAGAGACAUUUUUUUUAACCAAAGAAAGGUGAUUAAAUAUAUUUUCUAUUUCAAGAAUCAUUUUCAGUGAUUCAAAUAAACACAAACUUUAACUUUUUGAUUUCAGAUUCCUGUCUUAAAAUAUUCAUGCACACAUGAACAUCAUGAACAGGUGUUGAAGCUUAAGCCGUGGUCAUGACCGCAGCAGCAAGAGCAUCAGGAGGCAUUUUUACGGUGAGUCUGAUAUUUUUAUUCAAAGAUCAUCAGGAGAAAAAAAAAACACAUCUCACAUGUUCAGGAGCUCAGGUGAGGAAAGGUGAGAGUGACGACAAACACAAAACCUCUGCAGGUAAACACACAAAACACACACACACACACAUAGUAACACACACACUCAUAAACUCUUCACUGUAACUUCAUUUUAAAUAAUUAAGUGCUGUCUGGUCUGUAGGUUUAUUUUUAGACAGAGUGAAUUUAGACUGCUUUUAGCUGAAUUUCAGAGUCACAGGGAAUUUUGUUUCUGUUUUAACAUCUUUAAAAAUAAAAAUUCAUCAGAGACAAUUCUGCAAGCUUUUGGCAGAGUAACAUGAAAACUAGACCAAAAAAACUGAGAGGACAAAAUCCUAAAAAGUGCUAUUUUUCAUUUUCCUGACUGUCUGAUAUCAUGUCUUACUCCUGAAAUUCUUUUUUUUUUUUCCAAUCAAAGGGGCAGAGCCAGAGCCUUUAGAAUGUGAGGGCCAAACUGGGGUGUGCAGCUCUAUAUGGGGGUGUCCUGGUGUGAAAAACAUUAAGAGUUAACCCCAAAGCUGAAGGGUUGUUUCCUUCAGAUAUGUCUGAUUUAUAAAUUCUCAAUUACAGUUUUUCACUUUCAAAAGAAAAUCAACUUCUAAAUCUGCCGAAUUUGACUCUAUAAAGAGAUUUGUCAAAAUUCCUCACCUGGAAAUGCCUCACACUGAACUGCACUACCAGCCUGUUAAAGACCACCCCAACAGUUUAUUUUAACUUAAGUGCCACCUCUGAUAAAGACUCAAAUCUUUGACUUUUACAUUUUCAAUUCGGCUUAUUUUUUAAACUUUCAAAUUAAAGUCACUUUAACGAGUUUUUCUUCUGAAUAAAAACAGAACAUUUUCCUUAUUUUGACUUUUACAGAUUCAUUUGACAAACACCUUUUUCCUUUAAAUUAAGUUUGACUCUUAAAAUAAAAAUCACCUUUUUCUCUAAAUGUCCUCAUUCCAAAAGAUUUAGAAUUGAAGCUUUUUUUUUUUUUACUGCAAAAUUUUUAUUUGUUUUCUCUCAACUUUUUCUUUUUAACAUUUAUUUUGAAAAUAAAAAGUUAAAAUUAACAAAAAGUAUUUCAGGGUCAUUUCUGAUUUUUUUUGUUUUCCUUUUUUUGCAAAGUCAACAUUUUCCUCUCAAAAUCACAGCUUUAACUCAAAAUACGUUGACUUGAUAAUAUGACAAAUUGAAAGUUUUUCAAACACUUUUUGCAUUUUUUUGUCUUUAAGUUAAAGAAAUAAAAAGUUAAAUUAUAGCCUCCUCUGCCAAACUUUAAAUACUUUGAUUUGAUCUAAAUUUGUCCUCCUCAGUCUUUCAGCCCUGUCACUCUGUCGUUUCUAAAGCCUCACCUGUAACCUCAGCUUACAGGUAACCCAUUUCACACGUUACCUGUCAGACCACUGAUGAAAUUCGAUGUAAACACAAUCCCUGAGUUACUUUUUCCAGGUGAAGUCGUGACUUUUUAUGGCAGAUUUUUCUUUUUGACAUCUUUUUAAAUUAAUUUAACUUUUUCUGUCGCUCACACUGCACAGAAAAUGAAAAUAAUGAAGCAGUACCAAAACUGGAGCAAAAGUUUCAAAGUCGAAGAAGAAGAAGAAGAAAGAGAAGAAGAAGAAACACUGUUUUCUUAAAGUAGAAAAACUGAGUUACAAACAAGUUCUGUAGAAAGCAGGUGCAUAAAAGUGCUUUAGAAAGAAAAAAUACUUCCGUUUUCAUAUUUAUUUACAGUCUUUGUGCAGUUUGGAUGAGCAGUGAGGAGGAAACGGACCAGUGAGCGGACAGACGGAGAGAUAACAUAUCUCAGUAAAGAGGAGAAGACGUCUCCAGGACUGUAAACGGACAUAAAUAAACCGGAGAGCAAGGAAACUGCACGCUGCAUUCAUUGUCUUCAGCUUUAACGUCCAGUCUGACACACAGACGGGCGUCUGGGUUCCAACAGUUCAGGGACAAAGUGCUGUGUUUGUCUUCAGACACGUCAGACCUCAACGAAGACUCUGGUUCCUGAGAGCGAAAGACUCGAGCCUGGACACCCCCUCACCUGCAGGUCACAGGUAAACAGCUGCAUGGAAACCACAAACCUGCUGCUGUGGAGAAUAAAAGUCCAGACACUCCAGGAGGACUUGAGGGAAAAAAGUGCAUUAUUUCUGUAAUUUUAUGACUCAAUUCCCCAGAUCUCCGUUAUCUUUCUCUAAUGUGGCCUCAAAAUUUCACUGUGUUUUAAACUCCUGUCCUGAGAGAAGAUUUGACUCAUUAUCUCUUUGUAAAAAGCUGCAGAUCCCUCAUUUGUUUUACUUCAAUAAAUAAAAAACCCAAAUUCUGGCAUUGCUUAGCAGGUAAGAGCUCUCGUUUAGGGCUUGUGUCUGGACUUUUAUUUUGUAGGGCCUGGAGGUUCUAGAGUAAACCCUUCAGAGGGGUUGGAGCAGUGAUUUUCAGUUGGUGUAAACUUGGGUCUCAUUCUUCUGUCCGCUGCUCUGAACAAGUUUGUAAAGCCAGGUGAGACGAGGAUUAAGAGGCAGGUACAGGAAGUUAAAGACCCUGUUUGACAAAAACUUGACCUUCCCUUUGAGGACAGAGUCGGGGGUGUGUGAGGGGCGGUAGAUUGAAGCCCUUUCUAAGUGCCAAAGUGUUGUGAGGGUGCGGGGCCCUGCUCGGCGUGUGCAUGCUCUGGGGUGGCUGGCAGGUCCUCGGGGUGGAUGAAGUGCAGGGCGCUCUGGUUGUAACUCAGCAGGGCCUGCUG
Xyrichtys novacula (pearly razorfish) is the source of this 42129-nucleotide messenger RNA. The record is from the annotation of a GenBank genome assembly. Lineage: Eukaryota; Metazoa; Chordata; Actinopteri; Labriformes; Labridae.